AGAAGACAUAAAGGAACGUAGGGCGUUGGAAAAUGAAGUCCAACAGUGACGUGCUCCUCUUCAUUGCCUAAGCUAAGGAUUUGGAGAUAAUGAUUUAACUCUCGAGCAGCACUUUGCAAACACAACAGCUCUUGGAUCCUACACUGGACAACAGGGGCAGAAAAGAGCCAACAGAGAUUCAGACCAGAGAGCACUUACUUCACAAUAACAGAAGCAACACUCACAUCAAGAUGGAUGAACUUCUCUGACCACAAAGACUGCUCAUCAGAUAAACCUCCCAAGAAGACAGCUGGUACCAACUGAUUUGUACUUUGAUAUUGUGAUCACAAAUUACUUGCCUUCAUCAUAAUGAUAUCUAGAAUAGCAUCUGGAUUUCGCUCAGCUUGCAAGUUAGUUAGAUCAGUCUUUUCAAAAUCAAAAUCAAAAUCAAAAGUUCCUGAAGAAACAAAGCCAACCACAAAUUUUGCUGAUUCACAUCCUGUUAAUUUACAACAAAAUAACUAUAAUUCAGAGGAGCCAGAGUGCAGUAAACGGCUUGCUGAUGCUGUUAAAGAAAGAAGCACAAAGCUGAAACAUGAGACAGGGCCUCUCCCUGUUUAUCAAAUUCCCCUGAUAGAAGAAAGGAUCAAUGUGGAGGGGUGUAAAUGUUUCAGCUUUGGAAAAGAAUCCACUAAAGGUAAUCGCACCAUAAUGGUUCUUGGAGCAACUGGUGCUGGCAAAUCAACUCUUAUCAAUGGGAUGAUCAAUUACAUUCUUGGUGUUGAAUGGGAGGAUCCAUAUCGGUUUAAGUUAGUUGACGAGGGUCAGUCGAAGUCACAAGCUGAAAGCCAGACUUCUGAAGUCACAGCAUAUAGAAUCAACCAUCAGGAGGGCUUUAAGAUAGAGUACACACUCACUCUUGUUGACACUCCAGGCUUUGGAGAUACAAGAGGCAUAGAAAGAGACAGGAUGAUCGUAGAGCAGCUGCGUAAUCUCUUCUCCUCUGAACUUGGAGUCAGUGAGAUUGACGCUGUGUGUUUCGUCGCUCAGGCUUCUUUAGCACGACUCACACCAACACAGAAAUAUGUGUUUGAUUCAGUUCUCUCAAUCUUUGGCAAAGAUGUGGCAGAAAACAUCAGGGUUCUGGUGACAUUUGCAGAUGGCAAACGUCCACAAGUUCUCGAGGCGAUCAAUGCUUCAGGUGUCCCAUGUCCUAAAACAAAAGACGGACUGCCAGAUCACUUUAAGUUCAAUAAUUCAGCGUUGUUUGCACAAAACAAAUCAUCUGCAGCAGAGAGCAUGAGUGGGGAAGAUGAUGAAGAUGGAGGCUUUGAUCAGAUGUUUUGGAACAUGGGGACAAGAAGCAUGCAGAGGUUUUUUGUUGCUUUAAAUAAAGUAGACACCAAAAGUUUGACAUUGACAAAGGAGGUCCUCAGAGAAAGAAAGCAGCUUGAGAUUUCGGUUGAGAAUUUGAAGAAGCAGGUUAAAGAUGGUUUAGCCAAGCUAGAGGAGAUAAAAGAGACAGCUGAACAACUUAAAGAGCAUGAGGCAGAGAUCAGCAGAAAUAAGAACUUUGAGUUUGAAGUCAGUGUCUCAAAGCCUUUUCAAGUGGAUAUUUCUGAUACUGGAUUUUACCUCACCAACUGUCAGCAGUGUCAUUUUACCUGCCACGAUGAUUGUAGCAUUGCAAAUGAUGCAAAUAAAAUAGACUGUAGUGUAAUGGCGGAUGGAUACUGCACCCAGUGCCCAAGAAAAUGUGUUUUUAGUGUACAUUAUAAUCAGAAGUACAAAUGGGAGUACAAGGAAGUGAAAGAAAAAAAAACAGUAAAAGAGCUGCAAAAAAAGUACCUUAAAGCCACAGAGGCUAAAAUGCCUGUGCAGGCACUGAUCGACAAACUGAGGCUGGAAUAUGAUCUUGUAAAGGCUGAGGUGGUGACACUAAUGGAGAGAUCUGCCCAGUGUCUGAACAGACUUAAAGAGAUAGCACUUAAGCCAAACCCUCUCUCCACUCCAGAGUACAUCGACAUGCUCAUUGAGGGAGAGAAAUAUGAAGCCAAACCAGGCUGGAAGCAACGAGUUCAGUCCCUGAUAGACAUGAGAGAAAAAGCUGACUACAUGGCUAAAGUAGAGAGAGGAGAAAAACUGCUGCAGAGUCCAACAACUGACUCCCAGGGUUUCAAUCAAGGCCAAACAAAGAACAAUGACAACCAAGACAAGGUCCUGAUUUGAUGCGAUUCCCAUUUUGUUUCAAUUCAAUUCAACAUGGAUUCAGUUAGAGAUAUUUCAGUUUCAAUACUAAUUUUUCUUGGAUAUGAAUGAGAUUCUCAGAAAACUAUUGCUGUAAAUUGUUACCCUGACCUGACACAUUAUUUAAAGGAUUAACGUUAUCAUUAAGAAUGGACUCCAAAGCGCUUACAUUAAUGCACUUUUUACAUGACCUACAGUUUAUACACACAUCUGAAGAAGUAAUAGGUAGGUAAGUAAUGUGCAUUCACUAAAGUAGCCCGGUGCACUGGCUACAGUCUUCUUCUUCUUCUUGCACAUCUUGCUAAUGGCUUUGCUUUUGUCUAGCUCUGUCUUCAUAGUUUUUAAAUCUGACAUGCAACCAUAUAUCUACCUUUAGACUUGCUGGUGCCUUUAGUGGAGCCGCAUCUACCAUUUUUUUGCCUCUCACAUGGCCAGAUCUCACUGCAUGAGAAGUGUGGUCAUGUGAGACUAACAGGGUUACAGCUUCACACAUCCACAGACUGUAAAGGGAAUAUAUGAAAAAGAUCGGUCUCUGGAUUUUAUGAAUCGAUAUCAGAUUAUUGAAAUGAAGAUAGCUACGAAUCAGAGAAUCCAUUUUUUCCAACCCAGGCCAACAAGACAGACACUGAUAACCACCAAGUCAAGACUGAGCCCAGUUCUGAUAGGUAUGUACCAAGAUGAGGAUCAGAAGCUGGAUACCGACCGAGACCAAGAUGAGACUGAGACUCAUUCUAAUAUAAGCGAGGGCCAAGACAGUGAGAUAGAUUCUAACCCAACCCAAGACGAGACAGAUUCUGAUACAGGGUUUAUACUGCUACCCAGCAAGACCGAGAACAUACCGAGAUCAGUGAAAACCAAGGUAAGACCAUGAUGUUGAAUAAAAUAUCUAAUAUAAGUGAAAGUGCUGUUACCAAUGAUGAAAUGAUUAAUUCACAGUCAAUCAACAACAACUCUGCAGCUUUACGCCUCUUGAAACUCACUGUAUUGGUUCUCCAGCUGUGAAGACUUUAUAAUGUUCUGUGUCAAAGUAGAUAGCUGACAACGGUGGAAGUGAAUGCAACUAUGAAAAUAACAUUGCAUAUCUUACAUAACAUCCUUAUAUUUUCACACAGUUCUUUACACAUAUGUGCAUGACAUAACAGUAUUAUAUAGGUGUGCUAUGUGAGUAUUAUCUAAUUUCAUGUAACCAUGAGUUAUCGUUUUUAUUGAUGCUAGGAAUUCAUUCUAUGUAAUGUGGAAGUAUGUAAUUUUUUUUUGUUUUAUGAGUUUGUAAUGUUUCUGGUAUUGGUUUCAUGUUAUUACUAGUUAUUAUAGUCCUGUAUGGUCAGGUGUUCUGUGGUAUGUGUUAGUGUUUUCUUUGUGGCAUUGUUGUACUCCAUUGGUCUGAUAAAGGCUGAGGAUGCCGGUUAUAUGUCUAUCAUGAGAUACUAUCAGAACAGGUCUCUUGACUGAUAUAAAAAGAGAGCUCACUGUUGUUCAUUGGGAAUCUCUGCUGAUCCGUGUAAGUGAACAGUCCUCUAUAUUGUACAAUAUAUAUAUAGAUAUAUAUAUAUAAGUCUAUACACUCAUCUAAAGUGUUUUCUGUGUUUUUUAGUGAUGAUAUUUAAGCAGUUUCCAAAACACCUCUAAUAUUAAAGCCAGUUAAACUCUGGCAAUUUGAUGGUAUUUGUUAUACCAUAGUAACUGUUACAAUUAAAUUAUUUUGUACCCUGCAGUUGCCAUAGAUUUUAUGUGUUUUGCAUAUUUUGUUUCUGAAUUAAGUAUAUACCAGUGGCGAUUGCUCUAAGACUGCAAGGGAAGCUCAGCUUCCCCUAAAAUGUCAACAAAAUAAGUGGUCAAAUAUGUCCUGUUGUGUGAACAUUUCAUUGACUAAAUAUGCGCUAGAACACGUUCAUCUUUUGUUCAGAAUCAGCUCCUUAUCACAGGUAACCGACACGACUUCUUCUCCUUCCUCCCCGCAGCGCCACAGAGCUUUACACAGUGUAGACGCCGAGCGUCUCCUGACGUCACUGGGGAAGCAGAGAGUGGGUUGUUCCACUGCAGCUAAACUAGACGGUCAUUGGAUAAAUGCUGGGCUUUGUCCCGCCCAUCGGAUGCUCAGCGUCUCUGGGGGUCUAUGGGACAGUGGGCUGGCCCGGACGCUGCAUGUUGAUUGGAUGAUCUGUCUGAGGCUGAGUCCCUUUUUGAUUGACAGCGAAAUGAGCGAAUCAGCGAUCUUGAAGUAUAAGCAUCCACCGGAGAAUUUGUCAAGUUUUUCAUUCCGUUGUUCGGAGUUGAUCUGGAGACGUUACUGAUCCUCAGCGACUUUGUCUUUGUUAAAAACGACUAGCGUUGUGUGUGGCGACUCUCUUCUGUCACUCUGCGAAUUUACAUAUAAAUAAACGGACACAUUUUAUGAUGUAGGCCGAAAAUAAGCUUCCCCUCCUUAUAAGACCAGCAGCCGCCACUGGGGUAUACAUAAAUGUUUAAAGAAAUUACACAAUUGCAACCAGUUUACAUUGUUCAAUAUAAGCUGCCUUUUACACAGAGCUGUCAGAAUUUUGAUUUUUGAUUGUGUUCCUAACCUUUUUAUCUUCGGAAAAAAAAACAAAGGUGACAUAGAUACUUACUACUGACACAUAAACUAUUGAUGGGUAUGGAAAAACAUUUUAUGGUCAUGUGGUUUAAUAAAAAAAAGUGCUGAGAAUGACUCUCAACAACAAACACAAAGACACAAAAAACAUUGAGGAGCCAAAAUUCACAUUUUUACUCA
Messenger RNA from Seriola aureovittata, 4978 nucleotides. RefSeq lists its product as uncharacterized. Gene Ontology annotation, molecular function: GTP binding. Bases 349 to 2208 code for a protein of 619 amino acids. Lineage: Eukaryota; Metazoa; Chordata; Actinopteri; Carangiformes; Carangidae. The record is from RefSeq and is a predicted model, not a curated record. The transcript has 3 exons.